This is a messenger RNA of Copidosoma floridanum, 936 nucleotides long. Its product is annotated as alcohol dehydrogenase 1-like. Lineage: Eukaryota; Metazoa; Arthropoda; Insecta; Hymenoptera; Encyrtidae. Gene Ontology annotation, molecular function: oxidoreductase activity, acting on the CH-OH group of donors, NAD or NADP as acceptor. The record is from RefSeq and is a predicted model, not a curated record. Gene Ontology annotation, cellular component: cytoplasm.
ACGUAGAGAGAAGUACUUACAAUUUAUCUUAAAAAACGAUUAUUCAGUUCGUUUUAGUAGAAGCUAAGAUUUUAAAAGGUAGAUGCGUUCUUAUACAUUAAUUAGUUACAGCAUUUAAUCAUGGAUAUAAAAACAAAGAUCAGCAACAAAAUAGCCGUAAUAACCGGUGGUCUCGGAGGAAUUGGGUUUCAAACAGUACAACACUUAUUGAAAAAUGGAGUAGAGUACAUCGCUAUGUUUGAUCUACCAAAAUCUAAUGAUGAAAAAGUUUUAAAAAGUUUGCAAGACUUGGAAAAAAAAUUCAAUAAAAAUAAAUUCGGGUAUUUUUCGUGUGACGUAAGUAACAAGCAUGAAUUCAAAGCUAAUUUUGAUAUGGUUGUCGAAUUGAAGAAACGUGUUGACAUUUUUAUAAACAAUGCUGGAAUAAUAAAUGAAAAACAACUUGAUUUGAGUAUCGACAUUAAUUAUAAAGCAGUAGUGGUUGGUACACUUAUGGCAAUCGAUCAUAUGAGAACUGAUAAAGGUGGAAAAGGAGGGGUAAUCGUCAAUAUUGCUUCAACGGCGGGCUUACGUAACUUCUCAAUUUUUCCUGUGUACAAUUCCACAAAGCACGCUGUCGUUUCCUUUGUUAGAUCACUCAAAAAUUUCAAUAAAAGUCUCGGAGUUAAUGUCGUGUGUCUCUGUCCUAAUUUGACAAACACACCGUUGGCAAACAAACAAGAAUUACCGAAAAAAUUGCUUGAUUUUGUUGAUGGCAAAGUUCUCUCGGAAUAUUUCAAAACUGCUUACAUGCAAAAGCCAGAAAGUGUUGCCAUUGCUGUGAUGGAAAUAAUCAACAAGGGAGACUAUGGAGCUGUUUGGAUUGUCAGCAACGACGUGACAGAAGGAGUACGAGAGAUAAACGAAGUCGAUGAGUUAAGCUACAAACUUGAAUGA